CUUAAUAGACUGCGGGUUUUAUUUGUUUAUUUAUUUUAUAUUGCUAUAAAUUUCUAUGGAAACCAAAUCCAAACGAUUUUCUUUCGCCGGACUUACCAGUCUAACCCGCAGUUUCAGCUUCUCAGGCACGUCUGCAAAGCCAGUCCUGGCUGAAGAACCCCCGGCAGUCGACGUUGAAUCUGUCAAACGAACGGCCGAAGCUGAUCGACGGACGACCGAAGUAGAUAGACGACCCCUCGAAAUUGACCGGCGAAAGUUGAGGGACAAAAAGUCUCAGAGCCUGUUUAUCAGGUCCUUCCGGAGUCCCACCAAGGCGGGGGUGGUAAAGGAAGAUAAGUCCAAGACCCAAUAUGACCCUGCAGAAGCAGCCCAGACGAACAGUAGCGAUGUGCGCAGCUCGAUUAGACGUUCAUUAUCCGCAGUCGUCUAUGCAUCCCCUCAUCUCAACUCGCGCCAUGAGAAAGACUCGCCUCGGAUGAGCGGACUGGUUCCUGUGCUCGUGACACCGGGAAUGUCGGAUUCCCAUGGUGGAAUUGUGAUGGACGAUCCAAAGCAACAUUUGGUUGAAGCUGAGAUUAAGCUACCAAAACGAAAGACGAUGGAGUACGAUAAUACACUUGUUCUCAUGCCUGACAAUCGAGACACUGCUCUGACUAUUGUGUGGCAAGGCUAUGGUUACACAAUAAACUCUUCAGCCGCUACGUCCCUGACCACCCACAUACUGGGUUCCGAUCCAUGGACUGACCGGGACAAGACUCAGGAAGCUCUUGAGGGUCGCUUUGAAGGCGAGGUCUGGACUUCAUACCGCGGUCUUAUUCAUCCUCUCCAUCUCUUUACACCUCUUCCGAAUUCAGACGCAAGUCAGGAUAAGGGUGCGUGGGAAGGACUGAGUGUAACUGAGUUGCGACAAUACUAUGACAACUACGGUUCGAUGAUGUUAAAGAUCCGGGAAGCUCGCAUGGCAGAACAACAGAGAUAUUAUCAUGAUCUACAGUUAAAAGGGCAUGUCGAGGACGAUUGGAUGAUACCCGAGGUUAGCCAACCGGAAACCAAUAUUACAGAGUAGCUGAGGGGAGCAAAAAAUUAUAUCAAUACCAUUACCAGUACCAGUACUAGUACCAACAAUGGCUUCCAUUUUGGCUGUAUUUUGUCAAUGUCCACCAUGUACAGUAUAUUAAAUUAUCUUUUAUAUUAUUUUAUUCUUACUCUUAUUCUUACUAUUACUACUACUAUUACUAUUACUUUUACUCUUAUGACCCUUAUUUCUAUUAUUUUACUUUAUUUUAUUUUCUAUUUUAUGUUCUAUUUUCAUUCAUCAGCAUUGCCUUGAAACCCAAUAAAAACACGCACGCACACGCACACACACAU
Molecule: messenger RNA, 1368 nt
Organism: Phycomyces blakesleeanus NRRL 1555(-)
Lineage: Eukaryota; Fungi; Mucoromycota; Mucoromycetes; Mucorales; Phycomycetaceae
Exons: 1
Coding region: 56-1066 (336 amino acids)
Source: RefSeq, a predicted model, not a curated record